GCACUCACUGCAAAAAUGAGACAGUCGGGCCGCGGUGACGUUCCCUGAGUUAAAGUAUUGACAGACAGCUGGGACACAGUUUUUAUUUCUCACUUUUUCACUCAGACUGCAAGAAUAUUGUGUGUAGAAGCUUCUUUCUCCUCCAAUACCUUGGACGAUACAGCAUCACUUCCGGUACUUCAAAUCAGGCUUUCCAACAGGCUCACCUGCCGCAGGUUACCCUGUGCAGCCUGCCUGCGAGAUCUGUAUGACGGUAAAGAAUCCGGAGCGCCUGUAAAAAUCCCACCCGGAUCUCAACAUCCAUUCAGCGAGCACUUCCUUGAUCCAACCAAUCAAAUUCACGAGAUGAUGCCACGUGACGAGGACAAACAAAUAGAAAAUGAUACGCCAUUAUCCUCUUUAAAGCUUUUAAUUCCCGCAUCCUGAACGAUCAGCGUUUGACAAGUAGCAAUUACUUGACAAUUGGACAAUAUUUUGUCAGUAAAAACACACCGCUUGAAAUCGGUCUAUUCACAUUUGAACCCAUCAGUCUAACAGGAGAAGCCAAGAGCAAGAGAACACAAAACAUGAUGACGUCAUAUUUCAUGUUUUUUGAGCUUGCCGUCGUGCUGAGCUUACUCAAUGAGAUUCAAGGGAUGGACUUCAUAUUCGGCAGUGAGGCCAAGAGAGUUUGUGAGGCCUACAAACUUAUCUGCCCGGCGAAGAAAGUCUGCGCUCUACAGACGAUUGAAUGGCCUUCACCUAUGAAGUUUCCAGUUUGUGUUCAUCGUCGCCAUUUUGAAGUGAAGUCAAGAAUUUGUCGCAAAGCCCCUGAGCCGGGAAGGUGUGGCGCCAAGUUUAUGAGAUGGUACUUUAACGUUCACAUGGGCGCCUGUAGCUGGUUCACCUACAGUGGUUGUGGCGGUAAUGAAAACAACUUUAGAACCGCUGAGGAAUGCGAGGCUAGGUGCACGGGCACUAAGGAGAAGAAAGGGGACAAGAAGGUGGACAACGAAGCCGUAGACUACGAAGAUGACAGCGACAUAGACGACGACUUCGAAGUUGAAAUAAAUGACGUUCGACCACCCAAGUUUAUUACCGCCCCUGCCAAGGCAGCGGAAGUGCUAGAGACGGACAACAACAUGAGGGCGUCGCUUGUAGGGGACACACAGACAGCCAAACCAAAGCAGCGCGUCGAUGGCGCGGCUGGGCACAAGGGGAGAAAAAAUAAAAAAGGGAAGGAUAAAAAGCAGAAGAAAAAUAAGAAAAGAAACAAUGCUAAAAAGCAAAAACUUUCAAAUAAACCAAGGGACGGUACUGAAAAAAAUAACUUGUCAAAUAAAGAUUUACCUCCCCUGGUUAAACCAGACUUGGUUAGAGGGAACGAAACCAAACCAAGCAAUUACUUAGAAAUGAGGUCACCGAGUACGAUGUUUAGAACAUCCGGUUUUCAUAAAGGGGGACAACUGUGGUUGAUGGACGGCAGGUUCAAGAAACCAGACGGCGGAAAACGUAAACAGAAAAGGAAACCUGUGACCCCCAGAGCUGUAAGUCCAACUGACCCAUCCUGGUCUGGGGUUGAGCAAGAUAAGUAUUACGACAGGGUGACGUUGUUCAAUAUCCUGAGAAAAGAUGACAGAUCAAACCCGGUGUAGAAGAUUGUUCCGUUGUGUAAAAAUUGCAAUGCUGAUGUCUGUUUUUUACAUUGCCCAUCACAACCACUAUGGGUUAACUAUUAAUGUGAAUUCAGGGGUUUACAAAUAUUCAGGCACUGGAUAUUAAAGGGUUAAUUGGACAGUUUAGUGUUGUGGUGAGGGGAGGGUAUAUUUUUGUAAUACAGUAAGUUAUGUUUACAAACUAGUAAUCAAUCUUUCAAGGGUUAACAACAGUUCAAUAGUAAGUACAAAACACAAUUUUUAAGGGGUUAACUAGGCUACAUGAGUUGCAGUUGAGCAAAUUCUUGGCUCUGAUAAAACUGGAUGCAUUAAUUAUAAUGUUAAUUUUAAUUUAUUUAAUGAGCAGGCUUUAAUUAAUAAAAUUAUUUUGUAACUCUGCCAGUUAUUUCAUAAAUAUGUCUGUUUUGCUAAUUCUGUGUAGAACUAGGUGACUGAGUAUUACUUUUGGGCUAAUGAUAGUUAACUUAAAUUCUGUUUAACUGAUACUAAUUUGCUUUAGAUAAUAUUUUUUUUUAAAUGUCAUAAAUUAAUGUAAUUUAGUUUCAAUUUUUAACACACACAAAAUUAAUAUUGAUGGCAAUUUAGAUUAAAUUUCAAACCAAAAAAUGUGUAUGUAGGCUAAUGAAUAACGUAAGCACAUAUAUAUUUGUGUAAAAAGUGUAAACAUUACUGCUUAACAUACAACAUAUAUUUUUAUCUUAAGCUUUACCAACUGUAAUGACACCUUUCUAUGCUAUGAUCCACUUUUCUUUUUAAAUUUUAAACCCACUUAAAUUUUUUUUUACAAAUGUUUAGAAUUUUGUAAUUGUCAACCACUGGUCUUGUCCAUGAAAUAUGACCAAUUAAGGUUAAUAUCCCUUUUUUACCCUCAUGUGCAGUUUCAGAAUAAUCAAUUAAAUUAUUUUAAUGUGUAUAUUUCUGGAAUAAAAAAUGUUGUAUAUUAAUAAUGUGUAUAUUUGUACACUUGUAUAACUCUCAUUGUCAUCAUCCCUCAUCACACUCUGCUAAGAAGUGUUUCAUUUUUUUAUAGCGUCAUCAUCAUUUAAAACCUUUUUUUUUUGCUUUGGUA
Molecule: messenger RNA, 2724 nt
Organism: Physella acuta
Lineage: Eukaryota; Metazoa; Mollusca; Gastropoda; Physidae
Molecular function (GO): serine-type endopeptidase inhibitor activity
Source: RefSeq, a predicted model, not a curated record